Messenger RNA from Drosophila mojavensis, 8579 nucleotides. Its product is annotated as histone-lysine N-methyltransferase trr. Gene Ontology annotation, molecular function: protein binding. The record is from RefSeq and is a predicted model, not a curated record. Bases 204 to 8405 code for a protein of 2733 amino acids. Lineage: Eukaryota; Metazoa; Arthropoda; Insecta; Diptera; Drosophilidae. The transcript has 8 exons. Gene Ontology annotation, cellular component: nBAF complex; nucleus. Gene Ontology annotation, biological process: nervous system development.
GUGUGGUAUUUUUCUUCAUAUAUUAUCACUGGUUAAAGUUUAGGAUACCCUGCGCAUACACGAAAAAUAAUUUUUUUUGUCUAAAUAGUGUAUGUUUUGAAACAUUCUCUAUAUGUACAUACAAACAAAUAGAACUCCAUAUCCAAGUGCAUUAAGCAACAAUUGCUAGCGUUUAAAUGUGUUUGGCCGCUUAGUUUGUUGUUAUGAAUAUAUCGAAAGUGACAACAUCGCUUGCUGCUGCGGCUGCUGCCGCCGAAAAAGCGAAACCCGAACGUGUAACAUCUGCAACGGCAGCGCUCAAUUUUAAUACAAUAUCCAUACAGAAGCGCACCAGUGUGGACGACAACGACGAUCCGAAUCGCAAGAAACUGAAGCGCGAUAUAGUUAUAUGCACGCCCACAACCAGUUUACCCGCCAAACAACGUGCAGCUACAGCUACAGCUACAACAACAGCAACAACAACUACAGCAGCAGCAACAACAGCGCCAGCAGCAACAGCAGGAGCAGUAGCUGCCGUGGUAGUACCAGCAGCAUCGUCAUCAUCAUCAUCAUCAUCCAUAAACAAAUUAACGGCUGACGAGUCACAAACAGCAAGCAUCAGCAUUGGCGGCAAUUUCGUUAGUCACGCGAAUACCAAGUCAGAAGCUGCCGCUGCCGCUGCUGCUGCUGCAACAACUUCAGCUGACGUCUGUUGGGAGCAGCGGGAUGAUCAAAUAAUCGUAUGUGAAAUGAACGCCAUCAAGCCAGAGGAGUCGUCCAGCACCAACACGAACACCACCAACGCCACCAUCAUCAACAACAGCAACGCCAGCAGCAGCAACAGCAACAUCAGCAAUAGCAACAACCCAAAGCAAACUUAUGCCAGCUUUACCAAAAAAGAUGUCACAGCAGCAUCAAUUUCCUCAUCCUCCUCCACAGCCUCCAUUAUAUCCAUUGAGUCGAGUGCUGAGCCGACGCCGAGCAACAGCAGCGAGCAACCGCAGUCACAGUCACAGUCGCAGUCGCAGUCUCAGCCGCCACCACAGCUGGGCAAGACGGUGACCAUUCAGGAGCUGGACUAUGUGCUGUUGCCAGCGACGACUACGGCUGAGCUGAAGCCAGCGGCCACGCAGCAACAUGAAGCAACAGUUACGAACAACAAUGCCACUGGCAGCAAUGCCAGCAGCAGCAACAGCAACAACAACAACAACAACAACAGCAGCGGCGGCGCCGGCAGCAGCAGCACCAGCACCAGCAUUAGCAUUGCCAGCAACAGCAGCAAUAGUAUUGCCAGCAGCAGCAUCAUUGCUACAAAGCUAACAACGGCUGCCCAACUGCAGCCGGGCAGCUACAACAUGUUCAACAGCGGCACAGCAACGGGCGCUGGCACAGCGACGGCGACGGCAACAACAACGCUGCUGAAUCGCGUCAGCUUCCAGACCAAGUACAAGGGCCAACAGGUGAUGGUGAAUGCCAAGAAGCUGGCCGAGGGCACGCAGACAACGGCCAAGGUGUCCAUUGGCAACAAGAUGAUAUCGGUGCCGCUGGUCAAGCCUCAGAUUCUGCAGGGCGGCCAGUUUAUGAGUGCGAGCGGUGCGACAACGGCGGGCGGCGCCACCAUUGUGGAGAGCAAGCAGCCGGGUACGACGGUGACGACGGCAACGGUGACCGCCCAGCAGGCGCAGCAGCUCCAGCAACAUGCACACCAGCAACACCCGCUCCAGCAGCAUCCGCACCAGCAGCAACAACAACUGAACCUCAAGCUGGUCAAGUCGCGCAAGAACCCCACCACAAUCGUCUCCUUUGCCAAUGUACAGAUCAAGCCCGCCAAUACCAAAAUCGUCACCGCCAAGGUGGUCAGCAAGAAGAUGUCGCUGCAGUUCCAACAGCAGCAGCAGCAACACCUCCAAUUGCAGAUACAGCAGCAGCAGCAACAGCAGCCCGGCACCGGCAGCAUUGUGACGAUUACCCCAACAAAUUCUGGACAAACAUUUACCAUGCUGCAGCAGCAGCAGCAACAGCAACAGCAGCAGCAGCAGCAACAGGACAAGCAACAGCACGAUGGCGAAGCACACGACCAACAGCAGCAGCAACAGCCGAAGACAAUUACCUACAGCGAGAACAUCCAGAAGAUCUUGCUGAACAAGAGCAAGUCCAUGGAUGGUGGCGAACUGAGCACCGAGUUUGGCAAGAUCAAGAACAACGUGGUCAUCAAGCAGCUGGACAAGAGCCAGCUGCACUGCACGCCCAGCAUCAACAUAUUCAAGCAGCAGGCGCCGCAGCAACAACAGCAGCAGCAGCAGGGCGCCGCUGCUGGCGGGGAUGAGGCGCUGCCGAAGCCAACGACCGGCGCCACGCUCUGCGCACGGCCCAUCAUCUCCAUACAGAAGAACAUCUCGCUGGUGGUGUCCAAGACGGCGAUGGGCCAGCAGAAGUCCAAGAUGAUCACCACAUCGGCCAACAGCGGCGCCACACUGCAAAUGCAGCCCUUCAGCACGCUGGACGCCGAGACGGUGGGCAAGCUGCAGCUGAAGGCGCAGACGGUGAAGCUGGCCGAGGCGAAGGUCGAUGCGGGCGACGGUGAAGCGAAGCCGAAGCUGUUGCUGGUUAAGCAGGCGUCGGUGCCGGUUGAUAACCACAAGGAGUUGCCAGCUGAACAGCAGCAGCAGCAACAGCAACAGCAGCAGCAGCAGCAGCAGCAGGACGAGCAGCAACAACAGCAGCAGCAACAGCAGCAGCAACAACAGCAGCAACAACAACAGCAGCAACAGCAACAGCAGCAGCAACAACAACAGCAACAGCAGCAGCAGCAGCAACAACAACAGCAGCAGCAGCAGCAACAACAACAACAGCAACAGCAACAACAACUGGGCAACACCACAGAGAAACGCAUCACGUUGCACACGCGUGUGGAUGAUUCCAAUAAUGCGCUGCUCAAGCAAUUACUGCAGAACAGCAGCAGCAGCAGCAGCAGCAGUAGCAGCAGCAAUAGCAAUAGCAACACCAACAACAACAACAACAGCAGUGGCAGCAACAACAGCAGCAGCCACAAUACGCUGCAACAGAUAUCGAUUACAUCGGCGCCGCUGUCGGCGCGCAAGGUCAUCAAUGUGCGGGCGCCGAGCAUGGGUCUGGUCAGUUCGCUGGAGGCGCAGCUGGCACGGCCCGUUAUACCGCCCGUGCCGGCAGCUGUGAGCAGCAGCAGUAGUAAUACGAGCGGCAGCGGCAGCUGCAAUACAAUCACCACAACAACGGCCACAAUGGUGGCAAUUAGUCAGGCGGCGUCGGCCACUCCUAUGCCUACGCCCACUGCCACACCCACACCCACGGCCACGUCAGCUGUCGAGCAGCAGCAGCAGCAGCAGCAGCAGCAGCAGGAGCCUACAACAACAACCGCUGCUGCAGCAACAACAGUAGCAGCGCCGCCCAUAGCAACAGCAGCAACAGUUGCUGUUGCACCGCCAGCACCACAGCUGAAGCAGUCGGUGCAAAUUGUAUCCAAGGAGACAUCCUUCAUAUCCACACCCGUCUCUGCCUCUGCUGCCUCAGCUGCAGCCGCCGCCGCUGCCGCUGCCGCUGCUGCUGCCGCUGCAGCUGCUGCGACCGCUGCUGGCACAGUUGCAACAGUUGCGCCCUCUGCCCUGCCCGCCGUGACCAAUAAGCUGCCCGCGCUGCUCGUGGAGCCGAGCAGCAACAAGACGGAGCCACUGCCGCCGCCGCCGCCGUACGAGCUGAGCACAGGGCACGUCUCGAAUGUGACCAUUUCCAUCACCACCAAGCCCAGCAAGGAGCUGCACAAGCUGAACAAGCUGGAACCGCAGGACGACACGGAGCAGGAGAAGCCGCAGCAGCAGCAGCAACAGCAGCAGCAGCACCUGUCCGCGCCUGUGCUCAGUGGCGACAGCUGGAAGCUGCAGGAGAAGCCGCCAAAUGUGAAUCUGCUCAAUAGCGAGGCGAUCAAGCGAAAGUUGCCCAUGCAACAGCAGCAGUUACAACAGCAACAGCAGCAACAACAGCAGCAGCAGCAGCAGCAGCUACAACAGCAACAGCAGCUACAGCAGCAGCAGCAGCAGUUGCAGCAACAGCAGCAAUUACAACAGCAGCAGCAGUUGCAGCAACAGCAACAAUUGCAGCAACAGCAACAGCAAAAUCAACAGCAACAACAGCAACCGCAACAUCAGCAAUUGCAGCAACAUGCUGAGGAAAAGGAAGUAAAGAGCGAAAUUGCUGUGGGGCAUAGCAACAACGUGGAUCAUGAGCUGAUAAAGGCACGCAUAGCAACGCCAGCAGCCGCAUAUGAGAAGCAGCAGCAACUGCAGCAUCAACAGCAGCCACAACACCAACAGCAGCACCAGCAGCAGCAGCUGCAAAUGCAGCUACAGCAGCAACAGCAGCAGCAACAGCAACAGCAACAUCAACAGUUGCAAAUGCACUUGCAGCAGCAGCAGCUAUUACAACAACAGUUGCAGCAGCAGCAGCAACAACAACAACACCAACAACAGCCACAGCAACAACACCAACAGCAACAGCAGCAGCAGCAGCUAUUGCAGCAACAACAGUUGCAGCAGCAACAACAACAGCUACAUCAGCAACAUCAACAACACCAGCAGCUACAUCAGCAACAAAUGCUGCCACAGCAACAGCAACCGCCAGCAUCCGCAUCAGCAGCAACAACAAUAACAGCUCUGGCUGAGCCCAAGGCCGCGGAGCAGCGUAAGCGACGUAAGCGCGAGGCGCAGAGACCUCGGCGCAGCAAUGCGAAUGCCGCUGCUGGCGCUGCAGCCGCGGCUGCUGCUGCUGCGGCGGCGGCCGCUGCUGCCGCCAGUAGCAGCCUGCGGGACAUGCCCGGCACGUUGCCAGCCGGCGCUGUGGUGCAGCUGACCAAUAUGCCGGGCAAUGUGCAGCUGGGCGGGCCGAUGGCCAGCAGCGGAGGCGGCAGUGGCAGUGGCGCUGGCACGGCUGGAGGAGGAGGAGGAGGUGGUGGUGGUGGUGGCGGCGGCAUUGGUGGAAGCGGGGGGCAUUUACUUGCGGGCAGCGGCUCCGGCAUGAGCUCACCCAUGCUGAAGAAGCGCGUGCGCAAGCUGUCCAAGGUGGAGGAGGAUCACGAUGCAUUUACCGAGAAGCUGAUGACGCACAUCCGGCAGAUGCAGCCGCUGCAGGUGCUCGAACCGCUGCUCAAUCGCAAUUUCCUCAUCGGCCACGGCCCCUGCUUCGGCAGCAACGGCAGCCCCAACGGCGGCGGCGGCGGCGGCGGCAAGCUGAAGGCCAUAUCGCGUGCUCUGCAGCUGCAGCGCCAGCUGGACGAUGGCGGCAGCGUCGACUGCGAUCAGCUGCUCGGCCGCAUUGGUUAUUUGAGACACCCGAGCAUCAAGUCGUUAUACGAUAGCGAACGCUUCGGCGGCAGCGGCGACAGCUCGACGGGCAGCAACAGCAACUGCGGCAGUGGCAGUGGCAGUGGCAACAGUCUGAAUUGUGGUUCGAUGUCGAGCAUACAGAACGAUUUUUACGAUCAGGAGUUCUCGACGCACAUUCAGCGGAAUCCGCGCGAGCGACUGCAGCGCUUGAUGGCCGCCGUGCGCGAUUGCAAUCUGGAGACGACAGAUCUCGUUGAGCAGCAGCAACAUCAGCCGCAGCAGCACCAGCACCAGCAUCCGACUCCUGCUAAUCGCUUGGAUGGUCCCGUGGCCUGGUCGCGCAUCAGCCGCUAUCCGGGCCUGGUGCUGCUCAACACCAACAGCAAUCAGCGCUGUGCUCCGGGCCGCAUGUCGCCGGUGGCUCUGGCCAUGGAUGCGACGACGAUGCGGACGCCGGUGUCGCCCAUUUUGCGCAACUGUGCCGAGGAGUUACGUAAGGCGCAGCAGCUGGAGCUGGGCAUGGGCUUGGGCCACAACGGCAGCAACAGCACCGGCACCGCCACCGGCAGCAGCUGCAGCAAUAGCAUCAACAACAACAACAACUACCAGCAGAAGAACCAAAAUGUGAUACUCUCGCUGCACAGCUCGGCAACGGACAACAUUGCCGGCGUGCUGCGGGACUUGGCCAAUCUGUUGCACCUGACGCCCGCCUUAACCUGCAAACUGAUCGAUGCCUCCGCCGCGGACAAGGCCAAGGAGCCGAGCGAGCCGGAGCCGGGCCAGGGCGCGGGUCAAUCUGGGGCCGCUGCCGCUCUCACUAGUCAGGGCAAUCUGCGCAAAAUACUCACCGGGCAGCGCAAACUGUGCCGCGGCUGCGGCAACAUCAUUGCCGCCUUUGGGCUGCGUGUGCCGUACCAGAAUCUGCCCGAGGAGCAGCCGUCGCCCAUGCUGGCAAUGCUGCGCUCGCUGCUGCCGCGCAAAUCCCCGCCGCCGCCGUACGCCUACUUCUGCAAUCGCAGUUGCUAUGCGCAGUACAAGUGGCGCGGCAAGGAGGAGCCGGCCGAGGAGGAGGCAACGACAGCGACAGCGACAGCAGCGGGAGCGGGUGCGGGAGCGGGAGCGGGAGCCGGUGCAGCGGCAGGUGCAACGCCGACUUCAGCUGCGCCGUCUGCAGCUAGUGAUACGUGCAUGAACAUGUUGCCCAUUGUUAAGGUGGAGCCCGAAGAUGUGGAUAUGGAGCAACAGCAACAGUCGCAGCAGCAGCAGCAGCAGCAGCAGCAACAGCAACAAUCACAGCAACAGUCGCAGCAGCAACAGUCGCAGCAGCAGCCACAGAAUGAAUCGGAGCCAACGCCGCCGCCCGUGAAGCGCAAGUGCAUCAUCAAGUACUACAGCGCCGACUGCUUCGCAGCCUCGCCAGCCUCUGCUGCCAUCAAGCAGGAGAACGAAGCAGCUGCGCCCAAUAACACCGUCUGGGAGACAGACUUCAAUCCGGACACGCUGGAGGAUCUGCGCCAGUGCGUCUUCUGCAAUCAGCGCGGCGAUGGCAAAGCCGAUGGGCCCUCGCGCCUGCUCAACUUCGAUGUGGACAAAUGGGUCCAUUUGAAUUGUGCACUGUGGUCCAAUGAUGUCUAUGAGACCGUCUCGGGCGCAUUGAUGAACUUUCCGAUGGCCCUGCAGUCGGGGCUGAAUCAGGCGUGCAGCGCCUGCCAUCAGCUGGGCGCCACCAUCAAGUGCUUCAAGUCGCGCUGCAGCAAUCUCUAUCACCUGCCGUGCGCCAUCAAGGAGGAGUGCAUCUUCUACAAGAACAAGUCGGUGCACUGCAGCGCCCAUGCGGCCAACAGUUCGGCGGGCGUCACUGAGAACGAGCUCAGCUCGUUUGUGGUGCAUCGCCGGGUGUUUGUCAAUCGUGACGAGAACCGUCAGGUGGCCACGGUCAUGCACUACUCGGAGCUGAGCAAUCUGUUGCGGGUCGGCAACAUGACCUUCCUCAAUGUGGGCCAGCUGUUGCCGCAUCAGCUGGAGGCCUUCCAUACGCCCCACUACAUUUAUCCCAUUGGCUACACGGUGAGUCGCUACUAUUGGUGCGUGCGCCGGCCGAAUCGUCGCUGUCGUUAUGUCUGCACCAUUGCCGAGGUCGGCUGCCGGCCCGAGUUUCGCAUCCAGGUGCACGACGGCAACGACAAGGAGCCGGACAGGGAGUUCCGGGACAGCACACCCUCGGCCGUCUGGCAGCAGAUACUGCAGCCCAUACAGCGCCUGCGCAAGGAGCACAAUUGGCUGCAGCUCUUCCCGCAGCACAUUAGCGGCGAGGAUCUGUUUGGCCUGACCGAGCCGGCCAUUGUGCGCAUCCUGGAGAGUUUGCCCGGCAUCGAGACGCUCACCGAUUAUCGCUUCAAGUAUGGACGCAAUCCGUUGCUGGAGUUCCCGCUGGCCAUCAAUCCGUCCGGUGCGGCACGCACCGAGCCCAAGCAGCGCCAGCUGCUCGUCUGGCGCAAGCCGCACACCCAACGCACCGCCGGCAGCUGCAGCACCCAGCGCAUGGCCAACUCGGCGGCAAUAGCGGGCGAGGUGGCGUGCCCCUACAGCAAACAGUUUGUGCACUCCAAGAGUUCGCAGUACAAAAAGAUGAAGCAGGAAUGGCGCAACAAUGUCUACCUGGCACGCUCGAAGAUCCAGGGCCUGGGCUUGUAUGCGGCACGCGACAUCGAGAAGCACACGAUGAUCAUUGAGUAUAUUGGCGAGGUAAUACGCACGGAAGUAUCGGAGAUACGUGAGAAGCAAUACGAGUCAAAGAAUCGUGGUAUUUAUAUGUUCCGCCUGGAUGAGGAUCGCGUUGUCGAUGCCACAUUGAGCGGCGGCCUAGCGCGCUAUAUCAAUCACUCCUGCAAUCCCAAUUGUGUGACCGAGAUCGUUGAGGUCGAUCGUGAUGUGCGCAUCAUAAUAUUCGCUAAGCGUAAGAUCUAUCGAGGCGAAGAGCUCUCGUACGAUUACAAAUUUGAUAUUGAGGAUGAUGCGCAUAAAAUACCCUGCGCUUGUGGUGCGCCCAAUUGUCGAAAGUGGAUGAAUUAAAUAGCAGUAAACGAAGCAUAAGCAACAACAACAACAACAGCAACAGCACCUGCACAAGCAACAAAAUGGAGUCACCCAGUGAACGCAAUUUGAUAUGAUUUGAUUUGUUGUUAAGCACACAACCAACACACACACAUACACACACACACACACAUCGUCAAGAAAAUAGUAUAU